AUGUUUUGUCUUUUCAUCACCACUUUGUUGUCCAUUAAUCUCGUCGUCACCUCCGCUGCGCCUCCCGUCAUCUUCACAUCUGAUACUCUUGUCAUCGUCAUCCAUCCAGAGCCUCUUCGCGUCGCCUCUCCUCUUUUCAGUGCGAGCAGAAGUGACAGAUCUACUCAGCCUGAGAGAAGGCUUGACGGAUCUGCUGAUCCUUUCGUCGCAGCUGCGUCUCCACCACUCCACGCCGUCUCAAACUUUCCAUUUUAUCUUGUCAUAGCCACAUCUCUCGCUUCCUUCUUCGUCAACGUCUCUUCGGUUCUUCCUUUUGUCCCCGUCACUCCUACUCCACGUCUUGUCGCCGUCACUCCUACUCCACGUCUCAUCGCCACUCACCCCAGUCCAAGUGGAUCUAAUAAGCAUGUGUUCAUACGCGCCAGAUCUGGUCGUCUCCUAUACUCUGCUGCGCCUUCACCAUUCCACGAUAUCUCAGACCACAACGGCCCUUGGCGGAGCCAGAUAUAUUCUCAUCACGUGUCUAUCAACCGCCGUAGCUCCUCCACCGGCGUUUCGACUCCCCCUCUGCAAGAUACAAUCUGCCGUCCAGAUACGUGUGGGCUUGGUUCAUAA
Messenger RNA from Eruca vesicaria subsp. sativa (arugula), 615 nucleotides. NCBI's taxonomy places the organism in Eukaryota, Viridiplantae, Streptophyta, Magnoliopsida, Brassicales, Brassicaceae. The record is from the annotation of a GenBank genome assembly.